CAACGAGAGUUACAGAAAGUUCUGGUCAUUUGGAUGUUUGAGCGUGUACGACGAUAUACGUAAAAAGUAUGUAAAGGUUAUUCAGGAGUCUGACACCAAGUUUGCCCGCAUUCCGACAUGUUUUAUCUAAAAUCAAUUCAAAUUGAAUAGCUACCUGAUUGAAUUUGUCAGUGUUUCCAAUGGGCAGUAUCACUUGGAUUUUGGACAUUAUGGACAACGCGAAGAAUCGAAGGUAACUGAACCAAGGCUCUUGUCUGGUAUCCUGCGCACCAAAAAUUAGUGGAACAGUUUUAAUAAGUACCAUAUGCUUGAAGUGAAAUCGAUCAUAGUAUUUAGUGUCUUGAAUACUUGAAGCAAAAGCGAUUUAGCAAUGUCGUCUCUGGCCUUACUAAAGGCCGUAACGGCCGGCCGGUUUCGACAGGUGCGUCUCCUCCUUGACUCGGGUUCAUGUUACGUGGAUUGUACGGACGAAUAUGGACAGACACCGCUGAUUAGGGCAAUACUCAUUGCGAUGGACGUAAGCCGGGAUACGAUUGUCCGUAUGUUGUUGAAACAUGGCGCCACGGUCAGUAAGACGGAUGUUGUUGGACGGGACGCACUUGCGUGGGCAUGUUUGUACGGACGUGAUGUCAACGUUGAACAACUUCUUGACCACGCUGACGGCGAAUUAGAUUUAAACCGACCCGACGUCAACGGACAAACGCCGCUGUUUCAUGCAGUCGCUUCCGGAAGUGCGUCCACAGUUAAGUCCAUGGUGGAGGUACUUCUUAAGUACGAUCUCUCCGUAGAUGUACAGGACCACUUUGGUACGUCGCCUCUUAUGCUUGCCGUGAGGCUCAACCACGACGUCUGUGCAAGUAUCCUAAUCCGAAACGGUAAGGCGAAAGUUGGACUCGGAAUGAAAUACCCGGAUGAUUUUAACAGAGCAGAAAAGUGGGCAGUACAAACUCUGAGAAACAGACAGAAAAUCAACAGGUCGGCAUUCCCAGCCAACGUUAGUUCUCCUGAGAGAUCCCGGAUGCUACGUCCUGGUCGGAUGAACAGUCUAGUCAAUGGCCAAGUGGUCAAGUUACAAUUUCCGCCAAGCUCCGACUCCGAAUCGGAUUCAGAUUCCUUGGAAAGCGAAGAUUCGGAACUCCUUUCCAUAUAUACUUCCGGCGCGGAGACAGAAGACGUGUUGAAAUACUGUAUGAAGUUCGCGCCAAAAAUAUCAAUCCCUCCUUCUAUAUUAACAGUUAGCCCAUCGCUGAGCACUGUCGGUAAUGUCUCAAGUGGGGACGAGGUCGACACCUACUCUACUCCAUGUAGUGACCGCAAACUGGACAACGGUACAUGUUUAAACCAACUUUACGGGUUAGUUCAAGACCAGAUGACUACGUCAUACAGACCCAUGGUGCACGCUCCCCCGUAUUCACCUUCACUCAUAAACAAACAACUAGCUUCCGAGAGGAGUGACGUCAGCAACAGGUCCACAAGGAGAGGAAGGAAAGGAAUCGACAUUAUCCAGAAUGUAAUGAACCCAACCUUAUUAAAACGCCAGACUGCCGGGACAUUAUUCGGGGCGACUCCUCGAGGCACGCCAUUACUGGACCGAAGGACUUUUCCAUCCCCCAUGCAGAGGGAGACCACAUUCCCCCUCCUUUCGAACAGGCGGACGGACCUCGUAAACAUCGAGGAACAAGAUGGACGAAACCCCUAAAACUGACAAUAACGACUCUUUAAUGUAACACUCAAAAUAUAUGUGACAUAUUCCAUAUAUGGUUUAGAAUUUCAUUUUUUAUAUAUGGACCGCGGGGUUCGAAUUCCGUCCCACGCCCCUGUGUUAUCGAAUUCCGUCCCACGCCCCUGUGUUUUCGAAUUCCGUCCCACGCCUCUGUGUUAUGCAAUUUAUCAGAAUAUCUUAUUCAUCAUCAUAUGAUGUAAUGGGCGGUGUGACGAAAUGUUAAACUAUUAAAAAGUGUUGAACUUA
Pecten maximus is the source of this 1969-nucleotide messenger RNA. RefSeq lists its product as uncharacterized. NCBI's taxonomy places the organism in Eukaryota, Metazoa, Mollusca, Bivalvia, Pectinida, Pectinidae. The transcript is spliced from 2 exons. Gene Ontology annotation, molecular function: protein binding. Bases 371 to 1699 code for a protein of 442 amino acids. The record is from RefSeq and is a predicted model, not a curated record.